GUGUAUGCUGCUUCGUCCACUUCAACUUGACGUCGGUGUAGUGGUAGCGUAGCAGGACGAACAAAGGAAGGACUGGGAUGCACGGAGCCUAAAGCAAGCCGCCGUGCUUUUGAGACCGUUGCGUUGCGCUGCAAGGGAGGGUGACAAGACUCGUCGACCUCGUGGGUAUGCCGAAAAGGGAACAAGGGGAUCGAGCCUCGAUGAUGGGGGACGAAAGGAGGGAAAGGAAGGAGCGUCGGUGCCGGUCGGUCGGGAGAUGGUUGGAAAGAAGGAGCAGCGGUGCGUUGUUGCGUUGCGUUGCGUUGCGUUGGACUCUGUGUGUGCUUUGGCAGAGUAGCGGCAGCGGCCCAGGAGAGAGUGCGCUUGGUGUCUCGGGCCUUGCGCCUGGCUGCUUGCUUCUCGACUCGCAGUCCCGCUUUGGCCUGGGCGAGCCGAGGACAGACGAGACAGACGAUCGAAAGGCAGGGGGGGAGGAGCGUCAAGUCGCAAAUGGCCGCGACUCGCCCGACUGGCUGGUCUUUCUUUGCGAGGUGAGCGUGACUUAGACUAGCUCCGUUGCCUGGGAAGAAGGCGCUUCCUGGGCGGCGUCGGCGUUGUAGCCGCUCUCGUCAGAGAUGGUUUGGCCGCGAAAGCUGAAAGAGGGAGAAAGAGGCCA
Jaminaea rosea is the source of this 655-nucleotide messenger RNA. RefSeq lists its product as hypothetical. The record is from RefSeq and is a predicted model, not a curated record. NCBI's taxonomy places the organism in Eukaryota, Fungi, Basidiomycota, Exobasidiomycetes, Microstromatales. The transcript has a single exon. The coding region runs from base 168 to 545 and encodes 125 amino acids.